Messenger RNA from Frieseomelitta varia, 3751 nucleotides. It is a transcript of the gene Erk7, whose product is annotated as extracellular signal-regulated kinase 2. The record is from RefSeq and is a predicted model, not a curated record. Gene Ontology annotation, molecular function: ATP binding; MAP kinase activity. Gene Ontology annotation, biological process: protein phosphorylation; intracellular signal transduction. The coding region runs from base 667 to 2862 and encodes 731 amino acids. Lineage: Eukaryota; Metazoa; Arthropoda; Insecta; Hymenoptera; Apidae. The transcript has 11 exons. Gene Ontology annotation, cellular component: nucleus; cytoplasm.
UAAACAAUUUUUAGAUUAUCUUCUAGAUAUUAUGCUCUUGUCUCAAAUAGGCUAUUUGUAACUGUUAUUGGGACCAGUAUGCAUUUCAAGUUUAGUAAUAAUUUAAACAGCUAUUUCUAUUUCUAAAUUUAUGCAUUUUUAUUUUUUAUCUAUCCUAAGUAUUGUAAAAAUUUUGUUAAUUAAUUGUACCUAUUACAUAGUUUCUCAUUGUUAAAAAGAAUUACACUACGUAGUAAGCAUCACUUUUAAAGGUGUAAAUGUCGAACAAGAUUCAUAAUGUUGACUACAGUUUGUACGAGAUUUGAAGAAAAAAAAUAUACGUUCUUAAACGUAAAAAUUAAACGUUUUAAUUAUUUUCCUUUCCUCUUGAAUUUAUCCCCAUAUAUGUAUUGGACAAGUAGUGAUCACGCGAUAUCGUUGCUACCAUGAGUACCAUUGAAUAUUGUCGUCAUAGUAACUGGCAUGAAUUCUAUAAACAUAGCCACAUUGAUGUGUCAAAGGUCGAAUGAAAAAACUGAUCAAGUAGAACUUCCUUCCUGAUGUGUAAAGAUGUGAAUGUGUUACAGUUCUUAAUCAUCGUUUCCGUUUGAAAAUUUUCGUACAUCUUCAAUCCUUCGGAUCGCCGUAUCAGUUCGUGAAGUUUCAUCGCGUUCAUCUAUAGUCGCGAUGUCGUCAAAAAAUACUAGUGAAAAGGUUUUAGAGAUCGAUGUACACGUCACCAAACAUUAUGACAUUGUUCGACGUCUUGGCAAGGGGGCUUACGGUAUUGUAUGGAAGGCGAUAGACAAGAGAAACAAGGAAACAGUAGCGGUGAAGAAAAUCUUCGAUGCCUUCAGAAAUCAGACGGAUGCACAGCGCACAUUCCGUGAGAUAAUGUUUCUACUAUCAUUCGCCAAUCACGACAACAUCAUACGACUGAUCGGUCUUCACAAGGCGAACAACGACCGAGAUAUUUAUCUCGUAUUCGAGUACAUGGAAACCGAUCUGCACAACGUGAUUAAGAAGGGCAAGAUCCUGAAGGACCUCCACAAGGUGUUCAUCAUGUAUCAGCUGUUUAAGGCGAUCAAAUACAUUCAUUCAGGAAACGUGAUACACAGAGAUUUGAAGCCAUCAAACGUUCUACUAAAUGCUCAUUGUCAUUGCAAAAUCGCUGAUUUUGGACUGGCACGAUCUGUCACUCAAAUAGGCGAAGGAGAUGGUGAAACCGCCAGCGAUCCAACACUCACGGAUUAUGUGGCAACUCGCUGGUAUCGUGCACCGGAGAUACUCGUUGCUUCAAAAAGGUACACGAAGGGUAUCGAUAUGUGGUCAUUGGGAUGCAUUCUUGGCGAAAUGCUUCUUGGAAAGCCAUUAUUUCCUGGUUCAUCGACGAUAAAUCAAGUAGAAAGAAUAAUGGCCACUCUUCCGCCACCUACUAGAGAAGAUCUGAUUUCGGUUAGCGCCGGAUAUGCUACUCAUUUAUUAGAAAAGACACCAAACGCACCCAGGCGUUCAUUGAAGGAUUUAUUACCAGAGGUGCCGGAGAAAGCAUUGAACCUUAUCAGCAAUCUGAUUGUCUUCAAUCCAAAUCACAGACUAACAGCUGUGGAGGCUUUAGAACAUCCUUAUGUGGCCGAUUUUCAUAGAAGAAGCAACGAACCGGCAAGAGGUUCGAGCGUGGUACCGUUGCUCAGAGACGACGUACAACUCUCUGUCGACGAAUACAGAAAUAAGCUUUAUUCAAUGAUGGACGAGAAACAUCGCAAACAUAAGAAUAUGUCUAAGUCCAGAAUCAAACGAUUAUCGGAGCACAUCAGGAAGGAAACAGUUAGUAGUAAUAGUAACCCAGUCAUUGGCCAAGGUGACGCGAUUAUUAAUAAAAGUCUUACACAUUCGUGUCAAGAUUUACGUAAAGAGAGAAUGCGCACACAGUUACCAAGCAGAAAGACGACACGACAUUCGCAAAUUGAUAGUGGAGAAAGAAUUACGAAAACGAGAUCGAUAUGUCUUUCUGUCGAGCAACAGAUGCAAAACACAAAAAAUCUUCGACCAACUGCUAAAAGCGUAGCAACUCAAUAUACACACAAUUUUGUAAACGGUAGUUUGAAUAAUUUGACUCCAAGCACAACCAAAAGCUGCUUAUAUCUCAAUCAACAACACCGACAACUAUCCAAAUCUCAGCGUUCUAUACAAUCGGAUCAACCUAUGAUGUGCGCGCCUGGAAGAAGACCAAGUCAAGUAAUAGCUGGCAACCGAGAUAAAUUACGAAGGAAUUGCAAACAGGUCCGUACGACAAAUCGACUUACGACAGAUCUAAAUUGGCGGGAAGAAGAUCGACAGAAGACUUCGUUCAAUCACGAUAAUCCUAAGAGUCUUCAGACAAAAUAUUUCGCGAGAACGCCUGAUAACGUAACUGCUUACUACCUUAGUUCUGGAAGUAACAAUAAGAAUAGCAAUAGCUCCAAGUCAUUGUAUAAUUCAUACCAUCCUACUGCGAAAAGAGAAAAUCUAACUAUCCGAAACUAUCUGAAUCAAACGGUACCAUUGCGUGUGGAAGAACAAACGCCGUCAACGCUCCCCAAUCGAAUAAGAAACAAUACCGAUUACCGGAUGAUCCUUCGAAGUAACGCUAGCAAUACCGAGAAGCUACAUCAAUCGGGUAAUUAUCUUACAAGCAACAACAAUCGGUCAAGGAACACAGUUCCGAACCGACGUCACGUCAUUGGAACACAGUUGAAACAUGUCGCCGAUGCAAGUAUAAAUAGUGAAAAAAAACCGGCAUUGAUACGUGAUUCGUCUUUCUUAGAUAAUUAUAACCAAAGUCACGGUAUAAUAACGGCGUCUAUGUACAAAGAUCUACGAAAUGAGACUAUAAGAUGGUAGAAUAUUGUCGGUGGCAGCUUCUGAAGAAAGACACAAAUAAACCGAAAAGAUUUAUUACACAUAUUUUUGUAUCGUUCAUCCCCGUAAAUAGCUUCUUUUUUACGCAAUGAAUAUUCUUUUUCGAAUCUUAAUAAAUAAGAGUUUGAUUCACUCUUGGAAUUGUACCAAAAUUAUGGAUUUUCUCAUAUAUUAAUAAAUAUAAUAAAUGUAAAAGAAGGAAUGUAAUAUAAGAAAUUGAAAAUUAAAAUUCAUACAGGAAUAUUCUUCUUCACAGAAGCUGCGAACAAUGUAUUUAACGUUCCUACAUAAAUUUUUAAAAUGCACGAUCUAUCGAUUGAUCUGAGUUCCUACAAGAACAAACUGCCGAAGCUUCAAUGUAAAUCAACUUAUUAUAAAUGCAUAAAUAACAAAGAAAAUGAUGAUUUUGAAAUAAACAAUACUUCAAGUUGUUAGAUAAGAAGAAUCUUGCGAUGAAUGAUCACUAUAUAGUUCUAAGAUAAGAAGUGGAAAAACUUGUCCAACUUGUUCAACUCGACAUAAUAUUGCUUAAAAAAAAGGGGGAGAGAAGGAAAAAAUUAUAAUUAUCUUUUGGAAGUUUCAGAAUUAUCGAGUUGAAAUUUGGAAAAUAAUCACGAAUUUAUUAUUACAAAUAUAUAAGUAACAUAUGAAGCCAAUUAUUGGGGCCAAAAUGGUGUUUUCAUGAUAUCAACACUCGUCCCCCACGAAGAGCAAGGAUAUUAUUCUUUCCUCUUCGCGUUCAAUGUUUAUUCCUCGACAAUGUAGCGUUUAAAUUCCUUUGUAACACACUUUUUUGUGAUACUUUUAUGCGGCUAUGUGAUAAUGUCCAAUUCGUAUGUAUUACCUGUCGUGGAAUAAAUUUUUAUUAAAG